AUCAAUAUAUAUCAUGAUGUUGUUCGUCUUUCACAAUUAUGCAGUGCUCAGUUCAUUCCACUGACUCGGUGCAUCUGGCAGAGAGCUGAAAUCUUUGAAACACUCAAAGAAGUAAAGUUACAUUAUACGUUGCAGCGACGAUUACAGAACUGAGCAGUUAUUGUUGUUAGUUGUUGUCUAUACCCGGCGCAUCAUGUGUUACAGUUUCCUUCAUUUCUUCGACUUUUGUUACAAAUUAAUUUUUGGACCUCCACAGAAGGAAAAACCAAGCGGUCCGAAAACCGCCGGCCAUCAUUCAGGUUACAAACAUGUUAAAGAUAUUGGAGUAGAGUGUGAUCUAUUUAUCGAAAAAAACACCAAGCGCCAUCACACUGAUGAGUAUAUAAACCGUUCUUUGGUUUUACGACGAGGUGAAUUGUUCUUUCUGGGGAUGAAAUUUAAAGGAUUAACCUUUUCAGGGAUUAUGCAUGUGAAACUUCGCUUCAGCUUGGAACGUGAAUACUUGAAAUCAAACAAAAUGAAUGUAGCCACCAUUGGUAUAGCAGAUGACAUUAAUUACGAAGCAUGGGGAAUGGUUGUUGUUGAGAAAGAUCAUACAGAAUGCAAUAUUGUCGUUAAAGUUAUGAUUCCAGUGACUGCAGCCAUUGGAAGAUAUAAAGUCAGUGUCUUACUUCCUUCAUCAUCAUCUUUUGUAUUUUUAAACGAGUUUGAAAUCAUCGCUCUUGCAAAUGCAUGGAACAAAGACGACGAUGUUUAUCUUGAGGAAGAAGAGCUGAGAGAGGAAUAUGUUUUAAACGAUGUUGGUAUGAUCUUCCGUGGUAAUGCGAGUAAUGGUGUGCGCGGAAUUAGUGGAACACAUUGGCAAUUCGGGCAGUUUGACGAAAACGUUCUAGAUUGUGUUUUACUGCUUUUGGAAAAAGAUAAACGAGUUGAAAAACAGCCUCUGAGGUCAUAUCGAAACCAAAACAGUGUCGUGUGGUUAGCCAGGAUACUCUCUGCCGUGCUAAAUUGCCAGCAAGAUGAUGGUCUAUUGGUUGGCAAUUGGUCUGGAAACUAUAAGGAUGGAAAGGCGCCAUCAAGCUGGCUUGGCAGUUCAGAUAUAUUCAGAGAGUAUUACAAAACUAAUCAACCAGUGAAAUAUGGCCAAUGUUGGGUAUUUUCUGGUGUCAUGACCACAGCGCUAAGAGCUUUAGGAAUACCUGCAAGAUGUAUAACAAAUUUCGAUAGUGCUCAUGAUACCGAUGAAUCUAUGACAAUAGAUGUUAUUGAAAGUGAAGAUGGAUCACCAAUGGAGGACAUUUCUAACGAUAGCAUUUGGAAUUUUCAUGUCUGGAACGAAAUUUGGACGAGAAGAAAAGACCUACUGGCCAAAUAUGAUGGAUGGAAUGCAGUUGAUUGUACACCACAAGAAUUAAGUUCUCAAUUGUUCCAGAUGGGACCUGCUCCACUGACGGCCAUCAGAGAUGGCGAAAUAUUCGUUCCAUAUGACACAGGAUUUGUUUUUUCUGAAUGUAAUGCUGAUUAUGUGAAAUGGAUCGCAAGCAAGGAUGAGAAUGGAGCUAUCGCCCUGGAAGAGGCGAGUUAUAGAAACAAGACAUACAUUGGGAAAUAUAUCAGUACAAAGAUGGUGGGAGAAGAUAAGCGUGAAGACAUCACUCAUCUCUACAAAUAUUCCGAAGGUUCUGACGACGAAAGGACAGCCUUCCAAACUGCUUUUAAGUUUGCCCAAGGUUCGGAAAAUAGAAAGGCGCUUUUGAACAAAAAGUGCGAAGAAAACGAUAUUGAAAUUGAUCUUGUCAUGCACCAAGGCCAAGGGGCAAUGAUACAAAAUGGCACAGAUAUCUCAUGCACAGUUCAAGUGAGAAAUACUGCACAACGAGCCUCAACAGUCAAUAUGACGGCCGUAAUCAGUACGAUAGAGUAUACAGGCAGAAUAAAAGCAUUGGUUAAGAGAGUAAAACUGGAAGAUUUGAAAGUCAAUGUCGGACAGUGCGUAAAACGUGAGUUUGUAGUGAAAGCUGAUGAAUAUGUGAAAAAGCUCUCGGACCUUAACUUCAUGAAAAUUGUUGCCAUUGCAAAAGUUCAGGAGACGAAAAAGCAGUUUGUGGAGGAUUACAAAAUACAGCUUUUUCAUGCCGAAUGUAUUUCUGUUAAGUUCUUGGACCCAGUAGAAGCUGGUCAUUUAACUCGUGUGGAAAUAACAUUCACCAAUAGGCUGAAUGUUAACAUGACCAACCUCGUUUACAGUGUGAGUGGAAAGGGGCUUACAGUGCUUCAGGUCCAGCAAAGUGGAAAUGUCGGUAUUCUCGAGGUGGAAAGAGUGAUAUUCAGACUAAUACCAUUUAAAGCUGGCAAACAUACAUUGUGCGUUGACAUCGAUAGUGUGCAGGUGAAAGAUUUGAAAUGCUUCGUGGAAGUACAAUGCUAUUAACUUUUUCCUUUUUUAUAUAAUAUUUAGAUAUAGCAUAAAAUUCAAUGUAUACCCAUGCAGUGAGAUAAAAAUAAUUGUUCACACGAUAUCUUUUGAUGGUAAUAAAUGGUAAUUCACAAUGGCCAA
This is a messenger RNA of Dendronephthya gigantea, 2557 nucleotides long. Its product is annotated as protein-glutamine gamma-glutamyltransferase 4-like. Gene Ontology annotation, biological process: peptide cross-linking. Gene Ontology annotation, molecular function: protein-glutamine gamma-glutamyltransferase activity. The record is from RefSeq and is a predicted model, not a curated record. The transcript is spliced from 13 exons. Bases 194 to 2431 code for a protein of 745 amino acids. Lineage: Eukaryota; Metazoa; Cnidaria; Anthozoa; Malacalcyonacea; Nephtheidae.